UGAUCGACAGAAAGUAAAGACUACAGCCAUCUAACGGUGUACAAAAUAAAUCAGAUAAAUCAAAAUUAUCUAAUAAAAUUGUACGUUAUGGAACGUUAUGAAAUUUGUUGCUGUUUUAUCAUCUCAGACACGUAUUGAUGCAUUUGGGACGGAAGAACGUCUACCCCUUGAUGAUGAUGUUCAUGUCGCUGCUUUACACGUUUUUCAACGGAAGUGCGGCGGAGGCACGAGCGACUACGAUGAUCUAGUGACAUUUUUCAAUAUAUUAACGCCUUGCGCGUUUUUUGAGCUCUUAUUACGCAACUGCGAAGAAAGUUUGAAAAACGAACAUUUAUCAAAAUGUAAGCUGCUUAUUUUUUCGGACGAAAAUAUUACAAUUAUAACUUACAGUCAGGUUCAUUUGGAUGAGGAACAUGAGUUAUUAGUUGUUGUAUCAUUUUUAUCAUGAUAUUUGUUUCUUACUCGAUCAGAACAUCUCGAAACAUAUCAUGUUUCUUUCCAUUGUUGAGGCUUCCUAUUGCAACGUAUUCCAAGAGCGUUACGUCAGCCUUAAAAAAGUCACCUGCGCUGAGACAACGUGGUUCGGUUGCUGCAAAGAUUUUGCAACCUCGAACAGUAUCUCCGGAAAUAACAUCGAUUCGUGAGAGAGAAACACCAAUUGUCGUCAACAAUGAAUCAGAAAUCAUUGUACAAAAGGUAUCUAAUGAAAAGGAGCCGGAAUGGAGGUGUAUGGAGUUGGAUUCUACCAAGCUACAGAAACAUUGUCUCAUGCUAUCCAAAAUAAGAUUAACAACAUUGGUUAUCACGACGACCAUGGCAGGAUAUAUUUUAGCCCCUCAAUCUUUUGAUCCAUACACAUUUGCAAUGUGCUCCCUGGGCACUGGCUUACUUUCGGCAACUGCGAAUGCUAUCAAUCAAUUUUUUGAAGUUCCUUUCGAUGCGCAAAUGUCAAGAACAAAAAACAGAGUGUUGGUUAGAGGUUACAUGACGCCUGCGCAUGCUGUGAUAUUUGCCACAAUGUCUGGUAUCAGUGGGUUAUGUUUACUUUACAGCGAAGUAAAUGGUCUGACUGCAGCAUUGGGUGCAACUAAUUUGUUUCUUUACACUUUAAUUUACACUCCUAUGAAACGAAUUAGUAUACUGAAUACAUGGGUUGGAUCUGUUGUAGGAGCUAUACCACCGCUAAUGGGUUGGGCAGCUUGUACCGGCGAUAUUACGACGCCUGCCGCCUGGAUUAUGCCUGGUAUACUGUAUGCUUGGCAGUUUCCUCAUUUCAACGCUCUGUCAUGGAAUUUACGACCAGAUUAUUCUCGAGCUGGUUAUCGAAUGAUGGCCGUUACAGAUCCAAAUCUAUGCCGUAAAACAGCCUUACGCUACACAGGGAUAUUAAUGGGUCUUUGCUGGUUGGCGCCGAUAUUAAAUGUAACAAAUUGGUGGUUCGCCUUGGAGUCGACGCCGCUGAACGCAUAUUUCCUUUACUUAGCGCAAAAUUUUCAUAAACAUUCAGACAGUGCAAGUUCACGGAAACUCUUUCAUUUCUCGCUGAUUCAUUUACCAAUACUUAUGGUACUUCUACUUGUAAAUAAAAAGUACUGGUUCACCGACAAAGCACAAGAUACGCUAAUGAACGAAGAAAAGCAAAAUGAAUUUGCUAUUCUGCAGCGAAUGACAAAGUUGAUCGCAUCGACAUCUUAACCACUCUAAAACGAUCUAUUUUGUGCCACUUUUGGACGUGAUAAUCACGAGUCAUUGAAAUACUCUGUCGUUAGAAACACUGUCGAAAUAGGAAUCUGUCAAGCGGUUACCGACAAAGUAUUUUGUAAAAUAGUGUAAUGUGUAAAUAAAAAUAGUUAUUUGUUACAGCUGUUGAUCAUUGAAUUCAACAAGUACAAUUCAAUCGCAAUAAAAACAAGA
Messenger RNA from Nomia melanderi (Alkali bee), 1914 nucleotides. RefSeq names its product Cytochrome c oxidase assembly factor 10 (gene Cox10). Gene Ontology annotation, molecular function: protoheme IX farnesyltransferase activity. Lineage: Eukaryota; Metazoa; Arthropoda; Insecta; Hymenoptera; Halictidae. The record is from RefSeq and is a predicted model, not a curated record. Gene Ontology annotation, cellular component: mitochondrion; mitochondrial membrane. Gene Ontology annotation, biological process: heme A biosynthetic process.